UGAGCGUUUAGCUAUCAUUGUGUAAUAAGUCUGCACGCGGUCGUGUACUAAAGUUACGGUAUUUACAAUAUAUAACGUUUAUAAUAACUAUAUAUAAUGGAAAAGUAUGUAAGUGUAAAGGAUUUUGAAGAUGCAGCUACAGUGAUAUUGCCAAAAGCUGCCAGAGAUUACUAUAGAAGUGGAGCAACAGAUGAACAAACAUUGGCUGACAAUAAACUAGCUUUUCUAAGACUACGCAUACGUCCUAAAUGUCUGGUGGGAAUCACGCGAUGUGACCUUCGUACCACUAUUUUAGGCCAUGAAAUUUCCAUGCCAAUUGGUAUAUCUCCAACGGCCAUGCAGAGGAUGGCACAUCCGGAUGGUGAACUCGCUAAUGCCAAAGCUGCGCAAGCGGAGCGAAUUAUCUUUACUUUGAGCACUAUAGCGACUAGCUCAAUAGAAGAGGUGGCUUCCGCUGCACCGGAAGCGAUUAAAUGGUUUCAACUUUAUAUUUAUACAGACAGAGAGAUCACAAGAAAUUUAGUUUUAAGAGCUGAUAAUGCUGGAUUCCAAGCUAUUGCUCUUACAGUGGAUACACCCUUAUUUGGAAUUCGGCGAGCUGAUAUUCGGAAUAAGUUCACACUCCCUCCGCAUUUGAGUUUUGCUAAUUUUGAAGGGCAUUUAGCCACUAAAAUUCAUGACACUGAGGAGGGCAGUAGUGGACUAAAUAAUUAUGUAAAUAAUUUAUUUGAUAAAACUUUGACUUGGGAGGAUGUGAAAUGGUUAAAAAGUAUUACGAAAUUACCAAUAGUAGCAAAGGGUAUACUUCGUGCUGACGACGCUGUGAUGGCUGCGCGGGCAGGCUGCUCCGCCAUACUUGUAUCCAACCACGGCGCGAGGCAACUAGACGGUGUACCGGCAACUAUUGAAGCACUACCUGAAAUUGUAAAAGCCGUGAGAGACUACAACGUUGAAGUAUAUUUGGACGGCGGUGUGACAAGCGGCACAGAUGUCUACAAAGCCUUAGCACUAGGAGCCAAAAUGGUUUUUAUUGGGCGACCUGCAUUGUGGGGACUAGCUGUGGGUGGACAGGCUGGUGUCCAGAAAACCCUCAACAUUCUGCGCACUGAACUGGAAUAUACUUUCCAAAUAGCAGGAACUCCAACAGUUGCUGAUGUGACAAGUGAUAUGGUGCGUCACGAAUCUAGUUAUUGUAAAUUAUAAUAACUAAUUUAUAGUUUUUUUUUGUAUAAUACAAAUACACGG
Chilo suppressalis (striped riceborer) is the source of this 1245-nucleotide messenger RNA. The record is from the annotation of a GenBank genome assembly. NCBI's taxonomy places the organism in Eukaryota, Metazoa, Arthropoda, Insecta, Lepidoptera, Crambidae.